GUGCAGCUUAAGAUAAGUGAGUCGGGAGUGAUGAGUGUGUGUGGGCAGGACACUACAGUAGAGGGUGUCAUCAACUCAUUACAGACAGAAGCAUGUGAACUCUUAUCAAAGAUUGAAAGUGGGUCUCUGGGUGAGGACUUCCCAGUGAAAGAUGUGGUCAGAGACCAGAAGUCCUCUAGUGAUUCUAGUGCUGAGAAUAAAAAGAUGAAAUUGAAGGAAGCUCAGAGAGCAGGGGAGGAGAAGGGUCCAGUGAGUAAUGAGAAUGUGAAUGUUGACUGUGCAAGAGAGGCAGGAGAAAAGAGAAUAUCCCCAAGCCAAGAAGGUGUGCCUGAUUUCAAUCAAAAAGGCUUGAGUGGGGUCAACAAAGAUACAAAGGAAGCAAGAUCUUGUGACAAGUCAAGAAUAGAUGGCAAUGCAGAGGUGGGGCCAAAGGUGAAGCUUGCAACUGAGACUAGGGAGAAGGCAUCAGACAGGAGGUCCUCAGAUGUCAGAAGAUCUGUUGAGCAGCAGCAACCAAACAGUGUGAAGGAAAACAGUGGGAAUGGCAAGGAUGGUCGCUCAAGCCACAUACCAGCCAGCCUGACAGCUGCAAGUCUAGCCAACCUCAACAAACCACACUUGAAGGCAGGGACUUCAAAGGCUCAGACAGAGGAAGACACCAAAACCAAGGAGAAACCAAGUAACAAUGGCCUCAACACCAAGAGGGAGGGCAAGCAGGAGUCAGCAGCCAAGGCCCCAGUUGGAGGCUGUCGGAAGUCGUCACAGCCAUAUGGCUAUAAGACACUCAAGACGCCGCCCAAGAGCUGGAACCCAACUAUUUCCAGAGAGCUCUUGGUGGCUGGAAAAUCUGCCAUCAACAAGGGUAACCAUGAAGCCCCACGUACAAACAAGUUCUUCAAGGUCCGCAAUGCUCCUCGCUUCCUGGGCAAUCCUAAUACUGGAGUCAGACCUUUGUACUCUGGAACCAAUGAUAGUAACAGCUGUAUGAAGCGCACCCUUAUGUCCAAACUGGAUCCCAAAGUUACAGGCCCCAUGACAGUGACAGCAAACAGUGAUGUGAAUUUGACAAGCUAUACGUCGGUAACCUCAGGCACCACUUCCUGCGUGUCUUCCGUUCAGUCACUGGCCUCUUUACCAGCCCAGGUAACUGCAAGUCCAGGAGGUGCGCUCAUGGUCACAGCAACCACCAGCCAGGUGACAUCAUGUGCUUCACAGAGCAACAGUUGUACAACAGCAGUGGGAAGCCAAAUUGGAGGUUCUGAGGCAGACAACACUGUGGUCACCAGUACCAAAGCUUCCUCUACCUUGCCUGCGUCGAUUGCAAGUGGGACAAAGGAAAGUACAAAUCAAAGUUCAAAAGUCUGUUUUAAUACUAAUAGUUUGGCAGAAAAUAAGUCUGAGAGUAAGGCUACCCAUCACAACAGUGGUAAGACUGUCACUAACAACAAAUCCCCAAGCAACGUCAAUAAUUCAGCAAACAAAACUGAGAAGAAGGCUCAGCAGAUUUCACACAGUAACAACUCCAAGUCAGAAGUUAGUGGGGAGAGUGGAACCUCAAAGGUGGACGUGAAGGUCAAUUCGAGCAGUGCAGUCAUACCAACACGGACCACAAUUACACACCCUGCCUCUAAUACUCCUGUUAUGAUGCAGCAAAAAACUGGGGCUUCAACCAGCAUAACCACAUGUAUCACGCAGGUAAAACCAGCUACUGUCAACUCUUUGACAAUUUCCAAUACAGUCCACCAGCCUCAGCAGCAUCUAACCAUGGCAGCACCAGCAGUUGGGGUUGGCAUUAUCCCCUCCUGUGGAGUGACCUUCCCAGCAGCCAUUGGCAACUUGCCCUUGCCUUGCCACACCAGCUCUUCCAUCAGUUAUCCAACAUAUCCAUACAUCUACCAAGGCGCAGAACCCAUCAGUCUUAUUCCACCUCAUCCCUCUGCUUCUUUCAUACCAACAUUCCCCACCUGCCUCCCGCAUCGGCCAGCGCUGGGCUCAAGGGGUAUAGGAGGAGCCAAAAUCAUGCCAGAGUUGUCCCUGCAACAGAGCCUUCUGCCAGUGCUGCCUUUGGUGUCACAGGUGUCCCCCCAAACGCUCUCACCUCGUCCCAUGACUCCACCUUCCCCCAGGACACCCACUUCAUCUCAGUCUCCCAGGCCAUAUCCAGCCCAAUCUCCUAGACAGUCUAGUACCAAUCAGUCCAGACCUGUCACACCACAGUCCCCAAAACAGUGCCAGAUGGGGAAGGCAGAAAUGCAGCCUGGAAAAAACAGUGGAACACCUUCAAUGGCUGGGACACAAUCAUCAAAGAUCGGGAAUACUCCUGUUCAAGUCACACAGCCUCUCUGGCCGGGCAGUUGUCCUAAACAGGUGACUGGGCCUGGCCAGGUGUUUGCAUCAACUCAGCCAAGCCCUCAGUCCCCUGGUCCUCCUCCUACCAGCUUUGCCACCAUGAACACGUCACUCAGACUGAACGCUUCUGUACAAACAUCCAGCUCUCAUACCUUAAUCACUCCAAAGACUCAGUGGAGCUCUGUUAAUUCUUCUAAACCUGUCGUGCCUCAGUCCUCAAAAGCUCUGAUGAUCAGUCUGCCAGGACUAUCUAAUACCCAUGGAGCGCAGACGACCAUAUCAGAUACAAACCGACCACAUACUCCACAGUCCCCGAAGUCCCCUCGACCCCAAACCCCCCAGUCUCCAAGGCUCUCAAGUUCUGCUCAGUGCACAGUGCCACAGGGAGUAGCUAAGCUAACCAGUGCUGUUGAAUCCCCCAGACCUCAUACCCCUCACUCCAGGUGUUUACCUAACCUGCCACGCUCACCCUCACAAGCUAAGAAUGGUGGGAACAAGGAAAAGGCUCACCUUGCUGAAGGGCAACCAGGUAACAAGAGGAGUGAAGGCAUUGCUAAUGAGACUGCAGUAAGUUCUAGCCCAAACCCUCCUGUGAUAACACCAUCCAUUACCCUUGCUCCGGCUGGGACUACCGUGACAUCAGGAGCAGUGACUCCCUCUUUAGCUAAUUCAUUAGGAAACAAAUUCAUCCUCCCUCAAGGAGCACAAAUGGCACUCCCUCUCCCAACAAGUUUUGCAUCUCUGUACCUAGAGAGUGUCACAAAUGCUCUACCAGUCUCACUGGCCAGUCCAGGAAUAUCUGCAGACUUGUCAGGAGUGACCCUGUCUCCGUCAUGUAAUACGUCCCUCUAUAUUCCCUCAAGUAACAUUUCUAGUACGAUGCCAUUCAUACCAUUUAGUAAUUCAGCCCAGUUCCCCAUACCUACAUGUGCCACAGUCUCUGUCUCUCAGCCCUUCUGUCCAACAAACACUACAGUAUCCCCCAAUUUACACUUGUUGAACACAAAAAUGCCUGCAGUUCCCAUUAAUAAUACACAGCCUUCAAAACCAAGUGGGUCAAGCAGAGUCUCAGCAAACAGUUUAGCAAACAUUUCAUCAGCUAUUCCAGUGCAGAGUGUUGGUAAUUUGGUUGAUACAAUUCCCGCUAAUAGUUCAGUGAUGGGUACAUCCCCCACAACUUCGGGGGCAUAUCUACCAUUACCAUGCAGCACUGUGUCAAGCCCUUUUGCUGUGCCCAGGAUAGAAUCCACGACUUCCAUAGCAGGCACUGCUUCUACUGCAGCCAUGUCCUCAAGCACUUCAGAUGCAGUUAUUACAUCUAGCUCGGCACAAGUUGUCACAGUCCCUUCUGUAGUACCUGCUAGUGUAACUGCAUCUGCUAGUACUUCUGCUGCCAUAACUCAGCCCUCUAACAAUACAUCCACUGUAACUUUGCCUACAAAUACUGCAGCUUCUGGAACGGUGCACACAAACAGCACAGUGAGUGGACCUUUACCUACUGCUACUCAGUCUCUUGCUCUCUCAGCGAGAACAGCAACUAACAUAGCUUCGGCUAGUAUUGCAGCUACAAUUACAGGAAGUAUGCCUACAAGUGCCAGGGUGACUAAAGCACAGUCUUCAACCCCUUUAGUCAUGGGAAUCCAGGCAAGAAGCCCAGCCUCAGUUGAGCAAUUGCCUACCAGUUCUGCAGCUUCUCUAACUCUGCCUACAGGCACUAAUACAGCUGAAAAUGUUUCUUCUAACAUUACAACCAAUGCAAAUGGAUGCAGCAGUAUGUCUGUAGCAACAAAAAGUACAGCAGCUACUAUAUCAUGUACUCCAGCUACUCGAGCAUUACAGUCAUAUAGCCCAGCUACUGGAAGUCAGUCUACAAGCACCGUGUCUGUUGCAACUGUUCCUGCACACACACCUGGAGCUGAUAUUUCCAGGAGUCUAGCAGGAGAAACCUUGCUUAGAAAUAAUCCAGAGAUUGUUACAAAGCCCAUGGACCUCCCCCCUGUUGUUGCCACAACUGCAUGUGGUCUGUCCACUUCAGUAUAUAGCACAGCUGUUGUAAGUGGACCCCAAAGUAGUGAAUGUUUUAACCUGUGCGGUACAGUAGCCGACGGGAACAAUGUGGUGAGUGUGAAGGAGAAAGGUGGCAGUGAGCCACAACUAAGUGCCUGUACCUCCGUCUGUGAUGUGACGCAUGUGAUUGAUGCCAAACAACCGUGUGCUGAACAAGGUCUCAGCAGCAGUGGUGGCCCAAGGCCAUGCCUCAAGAGUUAAUGUUGCACAGUUAUGGGCAGCAAUAUUGUUGGACGCCACAGAUUUAUAGGCUUAUAUAAUGCUAUGGUGUACCUUACCUGCCAUUUAUUUUGUAAAUUAUAGAUUCACAAAUAGUUAUCCUUA
Penaeus monodon (black tiger shrimp) is the source of this 4740-nucleotide messenger RNA. Its product is annotated as mucin-5AC-like. The record is from RefSeq and is a predicted model, not a curated record. Lineage: Eukaryota; Metazoa; Arthropoda; Malacostraca; Decapoda; Penaeidae.